AUGUUGAUCGGGGACUGGGAGAGCCAGGUGAACGAAUGCGACGAUAUCGAAAUCACUCGCCGAUUGAUCGACCUUUUCUUCAUAUCGGUCCUUCUCGAUGCUGGUGAUACCUGGCGCUAUACUGAGCCUACGACGGGUCAGGUCUACGAACGUAGCGAGGGUAUCGCGGUUCUCGUGCUGAUCUUCUCAGAAGCCUGGGAGAGUCACUACUUGACAACGCGCACGUCUUCGGAACACAGGGACGCCCUGGAAGACUUGCCGGUAAACUUUCUCUCCAAGACGGCUGUUGAGUCGUCGCACCUCGAUACCCUGAAAUUUUGGGACUUGCUUCCAACGCUUCUCAUCCCAGUCUGGCCCAAAGGCCGAACCGUCGUCGAUGAUAUACCCAUUGGUGAUGCGUGGCCCCUGAGCGCUUUGAGAUACGGAUCGACUUCCCAAUACCUGGCCGACAGUGUCCAGCGAUUCCAUAAGCCCACUUAA
Molecule: messenger RNA, 480 nt
Organism: Fusarium redolens
Lineage: Eukaryota; Fungi; Ascomycota; Sordariomycetes; Hypocreales; Nectriaceae
Exons: 2
Coding region: 1-480 (159 amino acids)
Source: RefSeq, a predicted model, not a curated record